This is a messenger RNA of Capsicum annuum, 2187 nucleotides long. Its product is annotated as bifunctional 3-dehydroquinate dehydratase/shikimate dehydrogenase, chloroplastic. Gene Ontology annotation, molecular function: shikimate 3-dehydrogenase (NADP+) activity; 3-dehydroquinate dehydratase activity. Gene Ontology annotation, biological process: shikimate metabolic process; chorismate biosynthetic process. The coding region runs from base 404 to 1960 and encodes 518 amino acids. The record is from RefSeq and is a predicted model, not a curated record. Lineage: Eukaryota; Viridiplantae; Streptophyta; Magnoliopsida; Solanales; Solanaceae. The transcript is spliced from 9 exons.
AACUACGCGCGUACGCAGUCAACCGGUCACCAACCCACCUACUAUUUCUACGCAAUGCCGCCGUAUCCAUUUAGCUUUUGCAAAUGAUUCAAAAUUUGUCAUUCUUAUCUUUGAUCCCAUUACGUUUUCAAAGUUGUUGAGCUCUUCUUUGUAUCCAAACAAGAUUCUCCAGCCCCCCAUUACUAAAAUCACUUACAUAUCUUUCCCUAACCUACUCAACAACAAAUACAUUUCCUCAUUCAUUUAUUCUUUAAUCCUUACAAGUGGAUUAUGUUUCCAUCUUGCAUAUAAAUAGUACUCAACCAACCCAAUCUACAUUAUUCCUAUUACCAUUUUUUUGUAAAGAAGAUUAAAGGCUUUUAACCCAUUCUUUGAUUCUUGAUUGGUUUGUGGCGGGGAAUAAAUGGGUAGUGUUGGAUUGUUGAAGAAUUCCGCCAUGGUUUGUGCUCCAUUAAUGGCCCCAUCAGUGGAGCAAUUAGUUCAUGAUAUGCUUAUCGCAAAAUCACAAGGUGCAGAUUUAGUUGAGAUUAGACUUGAUGCUAUCCACAACUUCCAACCCCACAAAGAUCUUCAACUCCUCCUCAGAAAUAAGCCACUUCCCGUACUCAUUCUUUACAGGCCAGUAUGGGAAGGAAAUCAGUUUGAAGACGAUGCCCACAAGCAGUUGGAAGUCCUUCGGUGUGCUAAAGAAUUGGGAGCUGAUUAUGUUGAGGUGGACCUCAAGAUAGCUAGUGACUUCACGAAAAAAGAAAAGUCGAGGUGGAGUACUGGUUGUAAAGUAAUUACAUCAUGCUUCGUGGGCAAUGUGACCUCAAAAGAAGACCUGAGCCAAGUUAUUGCAUGCAUGCAAUCUACUGGGGCAGAUAUCCUCAAAAUUGUUACAAAUGCAAAUGACAUUACAGAGCUAGAGAAAACGUUUCACUUGCUUUCACAUUGCCAGAUGCCGCUUAUUGCGUACUCUGUUGGGGAAAGAGGUCUCAUAAGCCAGUUGUUGGGCCCGAAAUUCGGUAGUGUCCUAUUAUAUGGAUCUCUUGAUGGUUAUGCAGUGCCUGGUCUACCUUCUCUUGGCAGCCUUAGACAAGCCUACGGAGUUGAUUUUAUGGAUAAUGAUACUAAAGUUUUCGGGCUCAUUUCUAAACCAGUGGGUCAUAGUAAAGGACCUAUUUUGCAUAAUCCUACAUUUAGACAUGUCGGGUUCAAUGGAAUUUAUGUUCCAAUGUUUGUGGAUGAUCUUAAGGAGUUCUUCAGGGUUUACUCAAGUCCUGACUUUGCUGGUUUCAGUGUUGGGAUCCCAUACAAGGAAGCAGUGGUGAAUUUUUGUGAUGAAGUCGAUCCAUUGGCUGAGUCCAUAGGUGCUGUAAAUACUAUCAUACGGAGGCCUUGUGAUGGGAAGUUAAUUGGUUAUAACACAGAUUGUGAGGCUUCUAUAACAGCCAUUGAGGAUGGUUUGAAAGUAAAUGGACGUACAAAUGGAGCAGCUUUUCUUUCUUCUUCACUCGCUAGGAAAUUGUUUGUGCUGGUGGGUGCUGGAGGUGCAGGAAGAGCUCUGGCAUUUGGAGCCAAGAGCAGGGGAGCGCGAAUUGUCAUUUUUGACAUUGAUUUUCAUAGGGCGAAGGCUCUUGCUGCCGCAGUUUCUGGUGAAGCUCUGCCAUAUGAAAAUUUAGUUUCUUUUCAGCCGGAGAAAGGUGCAAUCCUUGCCAAUGCAACGCCUAUAGGAAUGCAUCCAAAUAAAGAUAGGAUACCUGUGCCUGAGGCAACCUUGAAGGAUUAUGUAGUGGUUUUUGAUGCUGUAUAUACACCUAGAAAGACUACUCUAUUGGAAGACGCUGAGGCUGCUGGAGCAGUCAUUGUCAGUGGAGUUGAAAUGUUUCUUAGGCAGGCUAUUGGCCAGUUCAACCUUUUCACGGGAAGUAAAGCACCAGAAGAAUUCAUGCGCGAGAUUGUUAUGGCGAGAUUCUAAUUAUCAAGAAUUUCAAUGGAAUUUGUUUCUCUUCAAAAUGAAUAAACAACAUGACCAGUCAAGAAACGGCAACAAGGGUGAGAAAAAGGAGAAAAUGUGUUAGGAUAACUUAUUUUUAUUGGUGUGAGAAAAUCUUUAUUGAAGUAUUGUUUUCCAAGUUGUAAUUCAACAAUUUGUGAAAAUUUUGAAUACAUCGACCCAUUUUAAAGAAACCAUCUUAAUUUUUA